Gracilinanus agilis (Agile Gracile Mouse Opossum) is the source of this 1719-nucleotide messenger RNA. RefSeq names its product transmembrane protein 181 (gene TMEM181). Gene Ontology annotation, molecular function: toxic substance binding. Lineage: Eukaryota; Metazoa; Chordata; Mammalia; Didelphimorphia; Didelphidae. The record is from RefSeq and is a predicted model, not a curated record. The coding region runs from base 1 to 1650 and encodes 549 amino acids. The transcript has 18 exons.
AUGGACGCGGAUUAUCCUGUCUUUGAGAAGCCUCUCUGGAGAGAGCUCAAGCACUUCUGCAAGAGGCUGGGGGAGGCGUACCAAGAGCUGAAAGAGGACCUCACCCCUUACAAAGACGAUCGCUACUACAGCCUCUGCUUGGGGAACUCUUGGUGUUCCUCAGAAUCUCGGUACAGUAUCUGUUCCAGAUCGGCAGGUUUUCCUGAGAAUAGUGUGACGUUGGCACCCAUGCGAUUGUACACCCUCUCCAAACGCCACUUCGUCCUGGUCUUUGUUGUGUUCUUCAUUUGUUUUGGCUUGACUGUCUUCAUUGGAAUAGCAGGUCCCCAAGCGAUCCAGUCUACUUCAGAAGACCACCAAGUGAACAGUAGUAGCUUAAAGCUAAAGCCAUUUCUUCUCAAUUCAGGACCACUCAAUACAUACAAUCAGCAGUUAUGGCUGACAUGUGUUAUUCAACUGGAUCAAUCAGAUGACACUACAAUCCAGACAAGCUUUUCCAUGACUGUCAAAGUGGAUGGUGUGACUCAAGGUGCAAGCAAGACAUUUGUACAUAACAAAGUUCACAAUCGGACAAGGACCCUCAACUGUGCAGGGAAAUGUGCUGAAAUUAUUGUGGCUCACCUUGGGUAUUUGAAUUAUACUCAGUAUACUGUCAUCGUGGGAUUUGAGGACAUGAAAUCUCUGAAGAUCCACAUCAAAGAUGUGAACUUCACAUGGAGGACUUAUAAUCCAUCCUUUUCACAAGUGGAAAUUUGGUUCCGAUUUGUCUUUGUGGUAUUUACCUUCAUGGUCAUUUGCCUAUUUGCACAUUCCCUCCGGAAAUUUUCCAUGAGAGACUGGGGAAUUGAACAAAAAUGGAUGUCUAUAUUGUUGCCCCUGCUGCUUCUCUAUAAUGAUCCAUUCUUCCCCCUCUCCUUCCUGGUGAAUAGUUGGUUUCCUGGUAUGCUGGAUGACCUCUUCCAGUCUGUGUUCCUUUGUGCAUUGUUACUCUUCUGGCUUUGUGUAUAUCAUGGGAUCCGGGUGCAGGGAGAAAGAAAAUGUUUAACUUUCUAUUUUCCUAAAUUCUUUAUUGUUGGACUACUGUGGUUGGCUUCUGUAACAUUAGGAAUAUGGCAAACGGUAAAUGAAUUACAUGACCCAAUGUACCAGUAUAGAGUUGAUACAGGCAAUUUUCAGGGCAUGAAGGUUUUUUUCCUCAUAGUGGCUGGCAUGUAUAUUUUAUACCUUCUGUUCUUGAUUGUAAGGGCCUGCUCAGAGCUUCGCCAUAUGCCUUAUGUGGAUCUCAGGUUAAAAUUCUUGACUGCAUUGACUUUCGUAGUACUUGUCAUUAGCAUUGUCAUACUUUAUCUGAGGUUUGGAUCGCAAGUGUUACAGGAUAAUUUUGUAGCUGAAAUGUCAAAUCACUACCAGAACUCAGCUGAAUUCUUAUCUUUCUAUGGCCUGCUGAACUUUUAUCUGUACACCUUAGCUUUUGUGUAUUCACCAUCUAAGAAUGCACUCUAUGAGUCACAAUUGAAAGAUAAUCCUGCCUUUUCCAUGCUUAAUGACUCUGAUGAUGAUGUGAUUUAUGGGAGUGAUUAUGAAGAAAUGCCCCUGCAAAAUGGCCAGGCUAUUAGAGCCAAGUACAAAGAAGAGUCCGAUAGCGAUUGAUGGAGAUCCUGCCGUGACCAGCUUGGCUGAGGAUAGAGAAGGUCUUGGACAAUUUUCUUCAGUGCCCCA